AGUUCUAUCAGCUGGUUCCUUUCGUGCAGUGUACUCGUGUAAAUAAAUAAUUUCAAAUAAAAUUGUCAAAUAAAAAGAAACCUUGCAAACAGUUGUUAUCGUUCGUUCUUAUUUUUUAUUAUAACACUGUAAAAAAAUCAUAAAGAAUGAUUAUACAAUCAUUUUUGAAUAAUCUACCUUAUUUGGAAUAAAGUAAAACAUUAAACAGUUGCACAAAAACAGUACAAUUUUUUUAACAAUGUUUACUGAUCGGUCACUUGAUGCUGUAAGCUUUGAUUCACAAGUAUCAUCUACAAAAUCGGAAUUGUCGACAAAUGUACAAACAACGGAGAUUAGUUAUAAUGAGAAUCUGGUACAAACAGUUGAAACAAGGAGCAUCGAGACGCAGACUACUGAUGAGAAGAAGACAAAACCAAAUGUAGACUAUGAUAAAUUGGCUCAAUUUUUAAAAAGAGUUACACCAAGUAUAAUAGAAGCUUUAGAUGAAUCAUAUGGAACUAAUGCUUUUGAGGAUUAUGAUUCAAAAACCAAUGAGGAUACUUUUACAAGCACCCAGCUCCUGCAAAAAAUUAAUACUACUAAUGAAGCUGAGUCUCAUAUGAAAGUAACGGAUAUGUGUUGGAGCAUUGGGGGAGGAAUAUUGGCUGUCUCUCAAGGUGCUUCUUAUCAUGAAACAUGGUGUGAUCAUCUCUCUAAAAUACAAUUGUACAAUCAAACAAAAGAUGGUAUUUUCAUGGACAGUCCAAAUAAAAUAUUAGAGACAAAUGCAUGUGUUACAACAUUAGCUUAUCAUCCAACUGAACCAUCUAUUUUAGCGGUUGGCCUAUUCAAUGGUGAUGUCCUUGUGUGGAACCUGAGGGAUGAUGUGUCAGUCACAUCAAUAUCAGUUUGUACCCACGGUGAUACCGUAUCUCAAGUGUAUUGGAAAAAAAAAUCAUUAAAUGAUGGGUCUUUGCUUGUAAGUUCCAGCAAAGAUGGAUACAUGUUUAUUCAUAAAAUAGUAGCUAACUUUACUAUUGCUGACUUAUAUACAAGAUUGAAAAUAGCUAAAGAACAUAACCCAAUAGAAAAUGUAAGACCACGAAGUGCUGGUGGAACCCGCGAACGUGCAGAGGAAUGUGGAUUAUGUAUCACUACAUUCGAUUUCUCAUCUUCAGAUCCUAUAUUUUUUAUUGCUGGUACUUUAUGCGGUGGAAUAUACAAAUGCAGUAUACAUCGCGUUGCUCCUAUUGAAGGAGACGAAACUCUAGUCGACCCUGUGAUAGAUGAGUAUGAGAGGCAUAAUGGUAGUAUAACUUGUAUCAAAUUCUCUCCUAUUCGUAAUCUAUUCGUUUCAUCUGGCACAGAUAAGGAAAUACGUAUAUACGAUUUUCAAGAGCAUACAUGUCUACGAGCGAUUUCCUUCGAAAAUACAAUUGUGGGAUUAACGUGGAUGUUGGGAAAUUCAGAUGUAUUGGCAACUUAUGGUGCGGGUUCGAAUAUAAGAUUGUACAAUGUCACCGAUGGUAGACCUGUAACCACUAUAAAGUUUGAAGCAUCCGACAGAGAAAAUACAAGCUGCUUACGCGUGAAUUCUAAGAAAGACUUGGUGAGCAUUGGUGACACUAAAGGGAAUGUAGAAAUCUGGAAAAUUCCACGACAGUUACUUUAACGUGAUUUUAAUAAACUUUGUAAUAGAUUUUCUUUAUAUAACUAGAAAAUUAUACUGCAAGUAUAUAUAUAGUGUUUUUAAAAUAAGUGUCACGUAAUUUAUCAAAUAUAUUGCAUUUUGAUAUAAAAAUGUUUAUCUUUAUUUUUACUUCGACAAAUAUAAUACUUGCUAAAAUUAAAUCACGAUGUUAGUAACGAGUAGUAUAUCGAAUAUUCCGUGUCCAAGACUUAAAUAUCACAAUAACUUUGAAGUGAGUGUUCCGUUACGUUUAUAGCUGUACACGUCGAUCAUAAAAACGCGUGCCAAAAGAAUGCUCACGAAUUUCGAGAACUAACAGAAAUAUUUGGAGAAUCGAAAACUGUCAUUUAUUAAAUUUUUAGUACGGU
Nomia melanderi (Alkali bee) is the source of this 2037-nucleotide messenger RNA. Its product is annotated as cytoplasmic dynein 2 intermediate chain 2. The record is from RefSeq and is a predicted model, not a curated record. Gene Ontology annotation, cellular component: ciliary plasm; cytoplasmic dynein complex. Gene Ontology annotation, molecular function: dynein heavy chain binding; dynein light chain binding. Gene Ontology annotation, biological process: intraciliary transport. NCBI's taxonomy places the organism in Eukaryota, Metazoa, Arthropoda, Insecta, Hymenoptera, Halictidae.